CACAACAAGGCAUUUAUCCUAACCAUGAACAAUGGCGUCGAGGUCUUUGUUAAGCUCCCCAAUCCGAAUGCCGGGCCUCGCCAGUACACCACUGCCUCGGAGGUGGCGACGCACGCGCUGCUCCGUGAUGUUUUCAAAAUCCCUGCCCCUCGCGUGCUAGCCUGGUCCUGCGAUGCAGAAAAUACCCCUGUUGAGGCAGAGUAUAUCAUUGCUGAGAAGGCACCGGGGGUCAGGCUCGGUUCGGUAUGGGGUCAAUGGCCGCGCGAAGCCAAGCUGAAAUUAAUCACCCAGAUUGUCGACAUGGAGAAUACCCUGACCACUGUGUCGUUUCCCAGGCACGGUUGUAUCUACUUCAAAGACGACUUGCGCUCAUUAACAGGGAAAGCUGAAGACAUUGAUGGCGACUCAGAAUGCCUCGCUCGUUAUUCGAUCGGGCUUCUUACCUCUGCAGAGCUUUGGGACCAUGGUAGGAGUGAAAUGACCUUGGAUCGUGGUCCUUGGCUCAAUCCACAUGAAUAUACACAAGCAUUAGGGCGUAAUGAAAUUGCAUGGAUCAAAUCAUCUGCCCACCCUCGCAUGAACUACUACAAGUCUGCUGAAGAUCCUGAGCGCCCCGAGGAUGGCAUUUUGCUUCUCACUCAGUACAUGAAUGCAGCCCCUUAUUUAGUUCCCCCAUCGACCGAUGAAGCCUCCAAUUGCAAGGUUCUCUGGCACCCAGAUCUGCAUCUCGAUAAUGUGUUCGUUAACCCCGAUACCCGGGAAAUCACCUGCAUUGUGGACUGGCAAUCUGCAUGUGUGGCCCUGCUGUUCUAUCAGUCUACUGUGCCCCGGAUGUUCCGACAUCGUCGGCCUGUGCAACAAGGUUGGGUCGUCCCCGAACGACCUGCCAAUUACGAUACCCUCAGCGACAGCGAUAAACAAAUGAUCGACGAUGACUUGGAGAGUGAGACCAUUCACAAGUACUACGAAGCGCAGGUCUGUAAACGUGCCCCUCGGCAUUGGGCCGUCCUCCAUCAACAAACCGUUCCCAUCCUCCAGAAGCCGGCCUGGCUGGUCACGGGGGUGUGGAAGAAUCGGGAUCUUUUCUUCCUCCGUCAAUCGCUGAUAUCUGUCGCUCAACAUUGGCAAGAAAUUUCUCCUGGAAACCAGCCACCUUGUCCUAUUCAUUUCACGGAGAGUGAUCUCGAAUCUCACUCCAAGGAGGAAGAAAAUAUGGACGGCAUUGGACACAUGCUUGCCUUGUUUCGUGACCAAGGGGUUCUUCCAGUUGACGGGAUGGUCAAUCCGGAUGAUUAUGAAACGGCCCGUGCAAACAAUCGCAGAUUCAAGGACAUCUUCAUUGGCCUGGCCAAGACGGAAGCUGAGAGGAGGUUAUACACAAAUUUAUGGCCAUAUUGAAGGCAACAAACCACUCGCCACAAGGACGCCACUGGUGAAAUGGGUUGCUCUGACAAAAAAAAGUGGAUACCAACUUUCUGACCUAGCGUGCCUAAAUGACACUACAACCACAACAACUAAGCCAACAUUAC
Messenger RNA from Aspergillus sclerotioniger CBS 115572, 1529 nucleotides. RefSeq lists its product as uncharacterized. Gene Ontology annotation, cellular component: mitochondrion. The transcript is spliced from 3 exons. The record is from RefSeq and is a predicted model, not a curated record. Lineage: Eukaryota; Fungi; Ascomycota; Eurotiomycetes; Eurotiales; Aspergillaceae. Bases 25 to 1398 code for a protein of 457 amino acids.